Molecule: messenger RNA, 791 nt
Organism: Melanaphis sacchari
Lineage: Eukaryota; Metazoa; Arthropoda; Insecta; Hemiptera; Aphididae
Product: protein FAM136A-like
Exons: 5
Coding region: 175-606 (143 amino acids)
Cellular component (GO): cytoplasm
Source: RefSeq, a predicted model, not a curated record
UGAAAUCAAUUACGAUAUCACAUUAUUUGCCGGCCGAUAUAAUAUGAACUUUGCAUUUAGUCCUGUUUCUGUGCGCUGAAUAUUAUUUAAUAUUAUUAAUACUUCUUUUCGAUGACUGUGCUGUAAAGGAUUUUCUGUAACUGAUUUAUUUAACCAUCUACGAUAAUUACCAAAAUGGAAGAAGAACAACGUCGUAUGCAGAGUGCAGUGUAUGAUGUUUUGAAUGAUAUAGAUAGAAAAUGUUUAAGAGAUUUACAAAUUCAAAUGCAUCAAUGUGCUAUUGAAUGUUGUAGAGACCCUUCAAAAAACAUUGAAUCACUGGAAGUAUGUAAUGAAAAUUGCGCAAAGGAAAUAACAGCUGCUCGUAACUAUGUUCAAAAAGAAUUUAACAAGUGGCAGAAUAGAAUACAACGUUGUGUACAAGAUUGCGGUGAUAGUGUUAUGGACAAAAUGCCUAGUGACAGAAAUCGGAAUGAAAAUGAGAUGAAUAAAUAUAUAAAAGAAGCAGAAGGAUGUGCAUCACAAUGUUUCACGAAAUACAUUAAAAUGUUACCACAAUUGUCCAAUAAAGUUGUUGAUAACUUGACCAAUAAAAAAUUACAUUAAAAUUAUUGCUUUUCAAAGACUAUAUACAUUCAAGGCAAAAUAACUAGAGUAUCAGACCUAUUGUUUAAAAUUUUAAUGUGUAUCAGUCUCAUGACAUAUUGGUUUAAUGUAAGAUCAAGUUCUUCAUAUAUCUUAAUUAAUUGUGUUUUUUAGUUAGACAUAUUUAUGUCAAUAUAGUGUAAUAA